Lachnellula hyalina is the source of this 1701-nucleotide messenger RNA. RefSeq names its product Pyridoxal reductase-like protein (gene PLR1). The coding region runs from base 1 to 1701 and encodes 566 amino acids. The record is from RefSeq and is a predicted model, not a curated record. The transcript has 7 exons. Lineage: Eukaryota; Fungi; Ascomycota; Leotiomycetes; Helotiales; Lachnaceae.
AUGCAACGACCAUCAGAUCAAAAUGCGCCUGUCGCCUUGAAGGUCUCUGAAAAGAGUCCCGCAAAAGCCGCGCACGUCAAUAUGAUGACGGACACGAUCAUUGCCAACAUGCCCCUAGAGGGAUUACGCACAGUACUGCGAGGCUUGCUUGGAGUCGAUCCCAAAGUAACACUAAAGCUCAACGCUCUUGCUACCGAGUAUCUCGCCGCAACUCGCCCUGCAACCACACCCCAGUUCUUCACGAGUGGGGAUCUGCCCACUGCUUGUCCAGCACUCUUCGACUGGCAGCAGCGGUAUAGGUGUCUGAUGGGUUGUGGAAUGGGCUUCGAAAGCAUGAAGCUUUUGACGGAAGUUAUUCACCAAUUUUUGGCGUUGGUGUGGCCUGAGAAGAUGACUACCCAGGAAUCUCUGAUGGAUUUGUUUACUAUCCUCGACGCUGAUGUGGUUCAGUCUGUAACUGCUGUUCAAAAGGAGCUUUUGACAGUGACCGGGACUCGGGAGAUGACUGGCGAAGAGGUCACUAUUGUGCACAGCCUUCUCGACGGGCUGGUUGCUUCUAAAAAGCAAGCUGAACAAGUCGGCCAGCAGUUUCUAUUUGAACGAGGUCUGUUGCGUAUGCAGAAAAUGGAAGGCAUGCCAACUGUAACCAGUUCGCAGCAAGUUCUUCAAUCUAUCAUAACACCUGGAUAUAUUCAAGAAGCCAGGCCGAAUAUAAUUGAGCAUGUUAAACUAGGGAGAUCUUUAGUUCCAAGAAUGUUCAUGGGCUUGUGGCAGUUUUCUAGCCCUGCGUGGGGCACAGCUACAGUAUCCCAGAUUAACAAACAUUUUCGAAAGCAUGUCGAUGCCGGUUUUACAGCUUACGAUAUGGCGGAUCAUUAUGGGGAUGCGGAAGUUACAUUUGGCCAAUUCCGAUCUUCUCAACCAGAUGCAGCAAAUAUCUUCUGCGCAACAAAAUACUGCGUGUUUGAACCGGUAACUAUUACGGUGGAAGUCGUAAAGGCCAGUAUCACAGAAAGAUUAGUUAGCAUCAACGCCGAUGUGAUUGAUCUCCUCCAGCUGCACUGGCAGUCUUACGAAGACAAGCAGUAUAUACGCAUGACUCAGCUCGUAGAGCAAGACGCGCGAGUUCUGAAUGUCGGUCUAUGUAAUUUCGACACCCAGCGAAUGAACGAAAUCUUGGAAAGCGGUAUCCACAUCGUUUCGAACCAGGUGCAAUUCUCCCUAAUCGAUUUACGGCCAACAUUCAAGAUGGCCGACAGUUGUCGGAAACACGAGGUCAAACUCCUGACCUACGGAUCUUUGUGCGGCGGCUUCCUCGCAGAUAAAUGGCUCAACAAACCUGCCCCGAAUAUGUAUGGAGCAGAUAUGACCCCAAGCCACAGAAAGUAUUACGAGAUGAUCACCAUAUGGGGAGGAUGGACCCUCCUACAACGUCUCCUUACCACCCUUUUUUCCAUCGGCGAGAAAUACAACGUGUCGAUAUCGAAUGUUGCCACACGGUGGGUGUUGGAUCAUGAUUAUGUCGCAGCGACGAUUAUCGGGGCUCGGAUGGGCAUCAGUGAGCACGUGGAGGAGAAUAUCAAGGGCUUUUCUUUCAGGCUUUAUGAGGAGGAUCGGGCUGCGAUACAGGUCGUAUUAGACCAGAGCCGGUCUGCAGAUGUCUUUGAAGCUAUGGGUGACUGUGGAGCUGAGUAUAGAUAA